This is a messenger RNA of Poecilia latipinna (sailfin molly), 1465 nucleotides long. It is a transcript of the gene xpnpep1, whose product is annotated as X-prolyl aminopeptidase (aminopeptidase P) 1, soluble. Gene Ontology annotation, molecular function: metalloaminopeptidase activity. Bases 16 to 1218 code for a protein of 400 amino acids. The transcript is spliced from 12 exons. NCBI's taxonomy places the organism in Eukaryota, Metazoa, Chordata, Actinopteri, Cyprinodontiformes, Poeciliidae. The record is from RefSeq and is a predicted model, not a curated record.
UUAUGUAUCUUCUUUAUGAAUGAAUCCUUCCCCCUCACAUCCAUCCUUGCUUUUAGACUUUUCGUGGACCUGAAGCGGCUGUCUGACCCGGUGGUGCGGGACCACCUGCAGCUGGACUCCCCCAGCCGGCCCGAGCUGAGCGUCCAGACCUUCCCAUAUGAGUCCGUCUACACCGAGCUCCAGGCGAUCUGCGCUGCGCUCGGCCCCAAAGACAAAGUGUGGAUCUGUGACAAGGCCAGCUGCGCUCUUACGCAGGUCGUCCCAAAGGCUCACAGGACUCCGAUUCCCUACACUCCGCUCUGCCUCUCCAAAGCCGUAAAGAACGCCACCGAGAUCAAAGGCAUGAAAAUGGCCCAUAUCAAGGAUGCUGUUGCUCUUUGUGAACUCUUUGCUUGGUUGGAAAAGGAGAUCCCCAACGGCAACGUGACUGAGAUCUCUGCAGCCGAUAAGGCCGAGGAACUCCGCAGUCAGCAGAAAGACUUUGUUGGCCUCAGCUUCCCCACCAUCUCCAGCGUGGGUCCGAAUGGAGCCAUCAUACAUUACCGACCCCUUCCUGAAACCAACAGAACGCUUACUGUGAAUGAAGUUUAUCUGAUCGACUCUGGAGCUCAGUACAUCGAUGGAACCACAGACGUCACCCGCACCGUGCAUUUCGGGACGCCUUCUGCUUUCGAGAAGGAAUGCUUUACUUACGUGCUGAAGGGACACAUAGCUGUCAGCGCUGCCAUUUUCCCCAAUGGAACUAAAGGCCACCUGCUGGACUCGUUUGCCCGAGCUGCCCUGUGGGAGUCGGGACUGGACUACCUUCACGGAACGGGUCACGGCGUGGGCUGCUUCCUCAACGUCCACGAGGGGCCCUGCGGCAUCAGUUACAAAACCUUCGCCGACGAACCUCUGGAGGCCGGAAUGAUCGUCAGUGAUGAGCCUGGAUACUAUGAAGACGGAUCGUUUGGGAUUCGUAUUGAAAACGUGGUCCUCGUUGUUCCUGCUAAACCCAAAUACAACUACAGGAACAGGGGGAGUUUGACGUUUGAGCCUCUGACUUUGGUUCCUAUCCAGGUGAAGAUGAUCAACACGGAGCUGCUCACCCAGAAGGAGAAGGACUGGGUGAACGGGUACCACCGGAGGUGCAGGGAGGUGAUUGGUGCGGAGCUGGAGCGGCAGGGCAAGAUGGAGGCUCUGCAGUGGCUGGUCAGGGAGACGCAGCCCGUCGUCUGAGGACUCCACGUCCUCUCCGUCUCCGGCCGCUCAGUGGCUGCUCUGCGAUAACCGUUUCACUUCUUCUCCCCUCUUGUCUGUGAUCCACGCUCUGCUCGCCUUUUUUAAACAACGCCACCAGUUUUAUUAAAACCUGUUAAUAGUCGCUUCAGAUUCUUUUUCUAUUUUAUGUCUCGGAAAAUGUGACGGUGAUGUUUUUGAAGAUUGCGCCUGUCCUUUCCAUUAAAGGUACAAUGUGCAAAAUCGA